Messenger RNA from Galleria mellonella (greater wax moth), 2954 nucleotides. RefSeq lists its product as uncharacterized. The coding region runs from base 855 to 2726 and encodes 623 amino acids. The transcript has 2 exons. The record is from RefSeq and is a predicted model, not a curated record. NCBI's taxonomy places the organism in Eukaryota, Metazoa, Arthropoda, Insecta, Lepidoptera, Pyralidae. Gene Ontology annotation, molecular function: DNA binding; protein dimerization activity.
UUUCUUUUAUUAACUGUUUUAUACGAAGAUCUUGAUCUCUCAAAUUAGCAUCCAUUUUACUUCCAGUGAUUAUCAACUAAAUUAAUAAUCCACAAAGUAUUAAAUAACGUUUUUAUGAAAUAUUUAGCACAAAAACAAUACCCUUUAAAUAUCGAUCGUCAGUAACUGUGGCUGACUUACCUAUAUUCUAGCAAGCAGGACUGCCAGAUGUGAAGGGGAAAUCCCCAAUAAAUUGUUGCAUGUGACUGAUGAUGUGAGCAUGUUCGUUUCAUAAUAAAAAUGUUGCCAGGUAACCAAAAAGUCGUAUGUUUUUGUGCGAAUUACGAUCAUAAUCUUUACGAUCGUACAUUAAAAAAUAGACAAAUAAUAGUAUGAGUACGAUUUAAAUCGUAUAUCUGUCAACCCUGCUAGCAAGACAGCGACAAAAUCACGUUGCAUAACAAUGUAGCCCAAGCUUAUAUCUUAUGAAAUAUACGGAAGAGAUACGGACUUAGAAAAAACAGAAAUGUUGUUCUUUGUGGAAGUCAUUGAUGAAAUUCUAUGUAUUUUAGCCCGCAAACUUUCUUCAAACAAAAACAGCGCCAUCUAGUAUCGAGUUCUGUAAUUAUCUCUUUGUUUAUGGAUUUGAAGUAAGACCGCCACGCAUGCAAUACAUUAUGACUGGGGAUUCCCCUAUUCGUCGACGCUGAAUAUGAGGCGACGACAAUCACUGUCAAACGUGUUCACUAUUACUCUGACUCUGGUAACGUGACUUCCUGGUAACGUGUUAGGUAGGAAAAGCAGUAAAAAAGUGCAUAUUAAGGGAGCAGAUUUGAAAUAAUAUUUAUACUUAACAAGAAAUAAUUAAAGGUUCAAUGGGGAGACCUAAAGAUUUACGCAUAUGGGAGCACUACCGUACUUUACCAAACAAGUCUGUUUCUUGCAAGCUUUGUAAUAAGGUCUACAAAUUCAGUAAUGCUGCCAAAAUGCUUCAACAUCUUAUCACUUGUCCAAAAUCUCCAGAAACAUUAAAAGACUCUAUGAAACUUAUAAAAGAUAGCUCGUCCAAAACCAAAAUGUCUGGACUGUCAGAGAUAGAGACAAAUGAUUCUUUUAUAAGCCCCUCGUCGUCUGCUAACACUACAAUAAAUGCUGAGUUUCAAGACACCGAUGAUCAUAUAAAAACAGAAUUAGCGAGAGCUAUAUUUGUAACAGGGACGCCAUUAUCGAUGGUGCAACAUCCUUUAUGGAUACAAUUUUUCGAAAAAUUGCAACCAAAAUUUAAAAUACCUUCACGUAAAGCUUUAGCGACAAAAUACUUAGAUAAAAUAUAUAGAGAAAUGCGUUUUGAGUUAAAUGAGGAACUAAAUGCUUGUAGUUACUUACACCUUCAGUGCGAUGGCUGGUCUAAUUUAAGAAAUGAAGGAAUAAUAAACUUUCUUAUAUCAAAACCUCAACCUGCAUACGUUAAAAGUUUGAAUACAGAAAGUAAUCCUCACACUAGUGAAUACCUUAGCCAAGAAGUUGAAAAAGUAAUGAAAGUGUAUGGAGCAAAUAAGUUUCUUGUACUUAUUGGCGAUAACGCUAGAAAUAUACAAAAGGCAUUCGAAUUAACAAAACUCAAAUAUCCACAUGUUGUUCCUCUCGGUUGCUGUGCACAUAUCCUUAACUUGUUGUGCCAAGAUAUUGUAAAGAUACAAGAAGUAACUGUGUUUAUUAUGCAAGCCAUAAAUAUAAUAAAAACUGUUAAAAGGAGUCAACGAUUAAGUUCCUUGUUGAUAAAAUCAAGGCAGGGUGAAGAUUCUACACAAACACUAAAAUUGCCUUGUGCUACAAGAUGGGGAAGUCAUGUUACUUCGUUAAAAAGUUUGAAAGCAAAUAAGAUAGCUUUGCAAAUAUUAACAGUUAGAGAAGAUGUGGUAAUUUCAAGAGAUAUUAAAGAUUUAAUUCUAAGUGAUGAUUUCUGGACGAAGACAGGGGAAUGUAUAAGUAUUUUGGAACCAGUCACUGAAAGCAUAUUUUACUUAGAGAGCGACCAGAAUCGUUUGCAUCGCACAUACAUUACAUUUAGAGAUGUACAAGCUAAGAUACGUUUUGCAUUAAAUGAGAUUUCGACAUUGAGCGAAGAAAGCAAACAGCAGAUUCUAACAUCAGUAUCUUCAAGAUGCAAUAUGGCAAUGAGGCCAAUACAUUUUGCAGCAUAUAUUCUAGACCCCAGGACUCUAGGAGUCGAACUUACUCAAGAGGAAGAACUUAAGGGUAUGGAGUUUAUCUACAAUUUAAGCCAACACUUAAGUUUGUCAAAUGUAAUGGCAGAUUUGGCGUGUUAUAAAGCUAAAGAAAACUUUUGGGCCAGAGGAUUUGUAUGGAGCUCAUUAGAUAGCAUUGAGCCCCUAAUAUGGUGGAAAGGUAUUUGUGGUUCCACUGAGUUAAGCAAAGUAGCGAUUCGUAUUCUAUCAGCUCCCUGUACUUCGGCAGCCACUGAGCGUUCCUUUAGUAUCCAAGGCUACAUACAUAAUAACAAAAGAAAUCGACUUACAACUGAAAGAACUGAAAAAAUUUCAUUCAUUUGUUAUAACUGGAAUCUUAAACAUAAAGCUGAAUGCGAGGACAUUCAGUUUAAUGAAGAAAAUACCUUAGAAGCUUUCAUUGAGCAAGUAAAUGAACAUAACAGUUUAGACGAAAUAGAGCCUAUCGAACCUAUACAAUUCAUCGCUUGUAAUAACUCUGAAUCUGACAGUGAUUGACUGUAGUUUUACAUUUUACUUUCAUCUCUUUCUUAAUAAACUCAAAAUCAAAUUAAAAGUUUUUUAUUCUGUAGGCUGCAUAAUAAUAUUGUCUAUGUCCAGUAUAGUGGACGUCUUGCGGCUGAGAUGACGAUGAUGAAGUACAAAAUCAUAAACACCCAAAAAUUUGGGUGUUUAUGGGGUUUAAACCCAAUAAACCCAAAACACCCGGUUUUUACCCACCAGACU